GCUUAUCAACACAGUUAAACUCAGACCCAGUCUCUCCUCCUCGGAUGGGUACCAGGAAUAUGAUGAAGAUCAACAAUGUUGUCUUCACCUCUCUCUGUUUUCUCUUCCUUGUUCUUCUUCUUCUUCUUCUUCAAAACCCAACAAGGGUAUCUGCUAAAGAACCAAAACAAGCGAGCUCCCCACCUAGAGGUUGGAACUCGUAUGAUUCCUUUAGCUGGACCAUAUCCCAAGAAGAGUUCUUGCAAAAUGCUGAAAUCAUAUCUGAGCGGCUACUUCCCCAUAAAUAUGAGUAUGUUGUGGUGGAUUAUCUUUGGUAUCGGAGAAAGGUCAAAGGUGCUUACUCUGACUCUCUAGGAUUUGAUGUAAUUGAUGAAUGGGGGAGGAUGGCCCCGGACCCAAAGAGGUGGCCUUCCUCCGAAGGCGGGAAAGGGUUCGCUAAAGUAGCCAAGAAAGUGCAUAGGAUGGGUUUGAAGUUUGGGAUUCAUGUUAUGAGAGGAAUAAGUACACAGGCAGUGAAUGCAAACACCCCUAUCUUGGACAUAAACACGGGACGUGCUUAUGAAGAGUCUGGCCGAAAGUGGAAUGCAAAAGAUAUAGGGAUUAAGGAAAGGGCAUGUGCAUGGAUGCCGCACGGUUUCAUGAGUGUAGAUACCAAGUUGGGAGCAGGAAGAGCCUUCUUGAGGUCACUCUAUGAACAGUAUGCUGAGUGGGGUGUUGAUUUUGUGAAACACGACUGUGUGUUUGGAGAUGACUUAGAUAUAAAUGAAAUAACCUAUGUGUCAGAGGUUCUUAAGCAACUUGAUCGCCCCAUAUUGUAUUCACUGUCUCCUGGAACCGGUGUGACCCCAUCAAUGGCCAAGGAUGUGAGUGGACUAGUGAACAUGUACCGCAUUACUGGGGAUGAUUGGGAUACGUGGGCUGAUGUUGCGGCUCAUUUCAAUAUUACAAGGGACCUUUCUACCGCUAAUAUGAUAGGAGCUAAGGGCUUGAUGGGGAAGUCAUGGCCUGACUUGGAUAUGCUACCACUAGGAUGGCUUACUGAUCCAGGUUCAAAUGAAGGUCCACACAGAACAUCUAUGCUUCUUCCAGAUGAGCAAAGAACUCAGAUGACCUUGUGGUCUAUGGCUAAGUCUCCUCUCAUGUUUGGAGGAGAUGUGAGAAAGCUAGAUGGGGCUACAUACAACCUUUUAACAAAUCCUACUCUGUUAGAGAUAAAUUCUUUCAGCUUAAAUAAUAUGGAGUUUCCUUAUAUUACUAGUACAAAGAAUUUUAAGAGUCUUGACAGCCAAUCAGGAAGAUAUCUGACAGAUGUAAGUACAUCAGAUACACAUGUUUUGAGCCUCACAAGCUGCACAAAUUCAAAAGCAAUUGGGUGGUCUAUUAAAGCUCUGGACCAAGACCUUGAACAAAUCUGCUGGAAAGAACACUUAGGAAGCAAGCAUCAAAAGCCAUUUUGCCUAUACAAGAAAGAGCCUCAAUUUUCAUCAGAUGAAUGGAUAUCCCACAAACAACAAUAUCAAGGGAAACUCCAAUUAUUUGCAACUGAUAGAAUGGACUUUUGCUUGGGGGGUUCUCCAAAUCAAAAGCUUACUUCAAAAGAGCUAAAGAGUGGUGCAUUUGUACCUUGCAGAUGGCACACAAAUCAGAUGUGGGAGCUGAGCAUUAAUGGAACUUUGGCAAAUAGCUAUUCUGGUCUAUGUGCAACAGUAAACUCUAUCAAAGCUGAAGUCCGUCCUGGUGGAAUUCGUUCUUGGAUCGCAACUGGAAGAAAAGGAGAAAUAUAUGUUGCUUUUUUCAAUCUGAACCCUGCGAGGACAGUAAUAUCUGCAAAGAUAUCGGACAUGGCUAAGGUACUUCCUGGUAAAAACUUCAAUGGUAAUUCCUGUCAGUGCAAAGAAGUAUGGAGUGGAAAAGACAUUAGAGUUAGAAAGCAGACUAUAUCAAGGGGAGUAAAAGCCCGUGGCUGUGCUCUAUUUGUCCUGAAAUGUAAGUAGGCAGGAUUAAUUUAAACUAAGUUGUAUGGAGUCAUCUAUGCUGUACAACAUAUAACGAAGGCAAUAUGUAUAUGACAAAGUGCUGAGGCAAUGAUAAUUCUUUAACACUCCUA
Messenger RNA from Quercus lobata, 2107 nucleotides. RefSeq names its product alpha-galactosidase-like. Gene Ontology annotation, biological process: carbohydrate metabolic process. Bases 45 to 1994 code for a protein of 649 amino acids. The record is from RefSeq and is a predicted model, not a curated record. NCBI's taxonomy places the organism in Eukaryota, Viridiplantae, Streptophyta, Magnoliopsida, Fagales, Fagaceae. Gene Ontology annotation, molecular function: hydrolase activity, hydrolyzing O-glycosyl compounds. The transcript has 14 exons.